Molecule: messenger RNA, 4420 nt
Organism: Zalophus californianus (California sea lion)
Lineage: Eukaryota; Metazoa; Chordata; Mammalia; Carnivora; Otariidae
Gene: IFT25
Product: heat shock protein family B (small) member 11
Exons: 6
Coding region: 308-739 (143 amino acids)
Biological process (GO): intraciliary transport
Cellular component (GO): intraciliary transport particle B; centrosome; cilium
Source: RefSeq, a predicted model, not a curated record
CCUCUGGACAAGGAAGGAAAUGGGCAAAAAUGUUAACAUUUAUUAAAUCCAGGCAGUGGGUACAUAGUUGUUUAGUAUAUGUGAUACUCUCUGUGCUUUGUCUAUUAUUUAUUUGAAAUAGUUUCAUUUUUUUAAAAAGUUAGCCGGAGGCCAGGGUAUGAGGCGUAUUGGAAGCCUUCCUCCUUUUUCCAAACACUCUUUUGUCUUUUAAUUCUUUAUAGAUACAGCUUCCACAGUCACUUUGCAUCUAUAUAUUGGUUUGUGUCCUGUCACCACCAGAUCAAGGAGGAGGGUUAAACACUUUAAGAUGAGAAAAAUUAAUCUGUGUUCGAGUUCUGAGGGGACCGAAGUGAUUUUAGCUACAUCAAGUGAUGAAAAACACCCACCUGAAAAUAUUAUUGAUGGGAAUCCAGAAACAUUUUGGACCACAACAGGAAUGUUUCCCCAAGAGUUCAUUAUUUGUUUUCACAAACAUGUAAGGAUUGAAAGGCUUGUAAUCCAAAGUUACUUUGUGAGGACCUUGAGGAUUGAAAAGAGCACAUCUAAAGAGCCAAUUGAUUUUGAGCCGUGGAUUGAAAGAGAUCUAGUCCACAAGGAGGGGCAGCUUCAAAAUGAAGAAAUUAUGACCCGAGAUGGCCACGCCACUCAUUUGAGAUUCAUUAUUAUAUCAGCCUUUGAUCAUUUUGCAUCUGUGCAUAGUGUUUCUGCAGAGGGACUAGCAGUCUCAAAUCUUUCUUAGUAAUUAUAACAAAAUACUCUUGCAUGGUUUUUUAACAAUAUAUUUAUUUAAACAUGAAGUUGUCAUUGAUAUGCCUUAUUAAAGGGAUUUGUAUUAAUCUGUUUCAGUUUUUAAUUUCUCUUCAACAUUUUGUGCAAAGGAAUUUGGUUCAUUAGUCAGGAGUGAUGGCCGCCAUGUAGACUAUAAGAAAGCUCUCACUUCAAUGUACAACUUAAUAAAGGAAAUGACCAUAUAUGAAAACUUAACUGAUAAUACAUUGUGUCCUCACAGCAUCUCACAAGGUGCCCUUCAGAUCUCAGUGCAUUAAUUUUUUUAGGUUCAGUGCAUUCAUUUUUUAAUUUGUUGAUUGAUGAAAAGGGCUAAGUGAGCAAUAUAGACAGUAAAUGUAUGAGUUCAGAAAAGAAAAAGGACUUAUGGGAAGGUUUCAUGGAGGCCAUGGAACUUGAGCUGGGCCUUGUCCAAAAAAUUUUAUUUUUUUCUUUUAAUUUAAUUUUUGCCUUGAUUUGAAAAUCUCAGAGAAGAAUUAGGAUAAAAACAUAAUCUGACUUCCCACAGAGAACCAUUAUUAAUAUUAAUUGAUUUUUUUUGUAUAUGUUGGGGAGGUAGGGAACAGGAUAGGACAGACUGAAGGAAAAUACAACUUUUCUGAAUAUACUUUAUAUAGCUUGACUUUUGAAAACAUAAAUAACUAAUAUAGCCAAAAAUUAAAACAAAAAAAGUCCAGAAUAUUGAAAACAAACAGAAAUGCACGAACCUAACUUUAUCACAAGUUGAUAAACACACAGGAAACAGUGGCAUUAGAACAUAGUAUUUUGUCUGUGUGGUUCAUAUUAGUUUCUUGGGGCUGCCAUAAUAAUGUACUAUAAACUUGGUGCCUUAAAACAAUAGAAAUUUGUUGUCUCACAGUUUUAGAGGCUAGAAGUCAGAAAUCGAGGUAUUAACAGGGUUUGUUCCUACUGGAAGUUCUGAGGGACAAUCUGUUCCAUGGCUUUCUCUUAGCUUCUGGAGUGGCUGGCCGUCCUUGGCAUUCCUUGGCUUGUGGCACUGUAGCUCGUGUCUGCCUCUGCCUUCAUAUGGCAUUCUCUUUGUGUGUCUUCACAUCAUCUUCCCUCUGUGCAUAUCUGUUUCUGUGUAUCUCCUCCUCUUCUUAUUAUCAGUCAUAUUGAAUUAGGGCGCAGCCUACUCCAGUAUGGCUUCAUCAUACCUAAUUACAUCUGUAACAAUCAUAUUUUCAAGUAAGGUCCCAUUCACAGGUACCAAAGAUUAAGACUUCAACAUGUCUUUUUGGAGACAUAGUUCAACCCAUAACAUAAUCUUAGUGAAGUAUGUUUGUGAUAGUUAAUUUUAUCUGUUACAUAGCCUGGGCCACAAUGCCCAGAUGUUUGUUCAAACAUUCUGAAUGUUUAUGUGUGGGGUAUUUUUGGUAGGAGAUUAGCAUUUAAAUUGGUAGACUUUGAGUAAAGCAGAUGGCCUUCCAUCCCAUCAGUUGAAGACCUUCAUAGGACAAAGAUUGGCCUUUCCUGGACAAGAAGGAAUUCUGCCGGUAGACAGCGCUCAGACUUAUACAACAAUCUCUCCAGCCUGUCAGCCAACCCUACAGAUUUUGAACUCGCCAGACUUUGUAAUCAUAUGAGCCAAUUUCUUAAAAUCAAUCUCUCUCAGUCUCUGCCUCUCUCGCAUUGUUUUCAUAUUUGCAUAUAUAUGAUGGGAGGCCAGGGAGACAGUAGCCAUUGCUGCUAUCACCUACUACAAUUAAACACUCUGUGCUCCUGAUGUGAUGCAACAGGAAGCACACAGGCCAACCUCUGAAGUCCUUUUGCCAAAAUUACUGAGCCUGAAUUGAAUCAAGUUUUAGAGUUAACUUCCAUUUUUCGGGAAAUACAGGGAUGGAAAAACAAGUAAAAUGACACCACAGGGCAGCAAAUGGACUAGUAGCCAUUUUGUAGCUCACCAAAAUGCCCAGAUCUGUGCCCUUCCUACACAUGGUGAGAUAGACUUCCUGGCCUUCUUUGUUUGGGUAGGGCCAUGUGACCAAAUGUGGGCAAUGAGAUGAGGGGAAAGUGGUAGCUAGGCCUGCAUGAGACCCUUCAAAGCUCUUUUCUUUCUCUGUCACGAUGACUGGCAAUGAUGUAACUACUUCACCAGUCUAGGUCUGGAAGUGAGCCUGACGAUAGCAGGGAGCAGACCUCUCAAUGUGAGAUGGACAUACAGAAAAAAAAAAAAAACAAAGCUUCAUUGUUUUAAGCCGGUGAAAUUUGGACUAUGACCUGGCCUAUCCUGACCGAUUCACAGACAAGUCUAAAAUAUAGAUUAUCCUACAGAACAAGUGCCCUGGUUUCUUCAACAAGUCAGUGGCAUGAAAAAUGGUAAUUAAUUAAGGAAGGCGUCCACUCUAGAUUCAGAAAGACAUUAAGAGCCCCAAUAGCCACAUGCCAUGUGGGGGAUGUUAUUUGGAUGCUGAUUUGACAAAAAGACUGAAAAUCAGACAUUUUAAAGAUAUUUGGGGAAUAUCCAUAUGCUUAUGGAUUGAUUGUUACUGUUCCAUUUUGCUAGCUGUGUUACUGGCAUUAAGCUUAGGUAAGAAAAUGCUUGUAUUUUUCAGAGAUGCAUAUCGAAGUAUAUAGGGGUAAAAUGCCCUGAUAUCUGGGAUUUGCUUUAAAACAUUUAAGCAGAUUUUUUAAGGGAAAAGGUGUUAGUUGAAACAAAUAUGGCAAUAAAUGAUUAGAUCUGGGUGGUGGAUAUAUGGGACUUUACUGCACCCAACUCUCUGUGUAUGCUUGACAGUCUUCAUUAUAGAAAAAUAAAAAUCAGUACUGCUACUGAGGGUAUCUUUGUGCAAAAACCUUUGCCUGCCCCUCAAAUGAUUUCCUUAGAGGAGAUUCCCAGAAGGGAAUUGGUCAAAGUUAGGAACAGUUUUAAGAUUCUUAAUACUUCCUGAUAAACCACUUACCAAGAUUUGUUGCACAGAUUCACUCUUAGAAAGGUAGGCUUUAGAAACAUGGAGGAGAGUAAGGUAUUUCAAGAGCAAUGCUGGUGUGAUUGAAGAUGUGAAGGGGAGUACUCUGUCAUCAAACACAUUUGCGGAAUGAUGAAUUUUUAAGUCUGACUAGGGCGAAGAAUAAGACUAAAACCAUACAUUACAGUCAGAUCAUAGAGAGCUUUUAAUGCUUUCAAAUAUUUUCCCUUAACACUGGAGCCAGUUAAGGCUUUUGAGAAGGAAGGUGACUUAGAGCAAUUGUGUUCAUGUUCAAUAAAAUGAAAUGCUAAGGAUUUUCUUUUGGCCAACUUCCUAAACUGAAAUGUCAAUGAUUCUUUGUGUAAGAAACAGGGUUAAGGCUCGCAGAUUGCUGGAAGGGAUCUCCGGGGGUUGUCUGAUUGAUCUCUUUGGCACAGGCCUAGUAAAUUAUCUCUAAGCCUUUUUUCUCUGUGUCUGUCUUCUGUGGAUGCAGAGAACAAGUUAUCAGGGUAGUGCUUGUAAUACCACUUUAUGCUACUUAAAAACAGCAUUCUUUAACCUUCGCUUUCCUGGACUUUAAAAAUUCAUUUCACCUUAUAAAAACCUCUCCAAAUUUCAAGCAAUAGGUAUAAUAAUAUGUGGCUUUAUCUUUUUUCUUUUUUCUUCACUGCUGAACCCAUCAUCUUUUUAAAGUCUCAUUUGUCCCCAGUUGGCUUCCUUGAGCC